AUGAAGCUGAACAGCAAAGUGACAUCCUCGAGGAGAAAAAACCGUAAGGCCCACUUUUCUGCGCCUUCCAGUGUACGAAGAAAACUUAUGAGUGCACCUCUGUCCAAGGAGCUUCGCCAAAAAUACAAUGUCCGCUCAAUGCCGAUCCGAAAAGACGACGAGGUUCAGGUCACACGUGGCCAUUUUAAGAGCCAACAAGUUGGAAAAGUGAUCCAAGUCUACCGCAAGAAAUGGAUCAUUCACAUUGAAAGAAUCCAAAGAGAAAAAGCUAACGGAGCCACUGUCAGCGUGGGCAUUCACCCAAGCAAAGUGGAGAUUAUCAAGUUGAAGCUUGAUAAAGAUCGCAAGAAGAUCUUGGAGAGAAAGAACAGAUCAAAGUUGGCCGAGAAAGGAAAGCACACAGAGGAAGAGGUGCAAGCCAUGUCAACAGAAUAAGUAAGUAAAAUUUUUUGGGAUCAAUUUUAUUCUGACAAGGUCACCAGUAGAGAUAAAUAUGGCAAGCUAAUUACAAAAAAGUUCAUUAGAAGUUCACUACCUUACAUGUUUGAGUUUUACAGACGAUUCACAUUGGCUCAGUCUAGUUCGCAGAUUUUUUCUUUCGAGGACGGCAUAAUAUCCGAUUUGUCUCCUUUCAUGUUAAUAUUGAGUUAUGUAUUCUUCAAACGAAACCCAGCACCCAAGGACUUUUUUCUCACUUUGACAUGCAUAUAACAAAUGUCGGUAAUAUUGCAACUAUGGUAAUUAGAAUUGCUAUGUACAUUGAGCAGGGUUUAUUUUAGAAAUUGGCCAACGAGGACUCAGUGGGUCCUCUUCUUCAAUUUUAGGGAGCAUUAUUUCAAGAAAGGGGUGCCCAGGAGAAUGAGUACCCCAAAAGGUGUUACAACACACUUGUUUAGUAUAGUCUGAAAGAAAAUGGGGAAGAGAUAGACAAUAGAGACGCUAACAGACAGUAUAGUGGCUCUUGUAUUAAUCUUGUUGUAAAUUGUCUUUUGGAAUAUGAACCAAAAGUACGUUUAUUACUUCCUUUCACUAAAUGAACAGGCAUAAACCUUUGUAACACUAGACAGGCAGGGAAAUUUGUUAGGGAGGGUAGUUACAGAGUGAUGGUUUUUCACUGAGCAUAUUGAGACAUACUGAUAUUUUUUUUUGGAUGUAGUGUAGGUUGAAAUGAAUGUCAUGCUGAAAUGGUUUGAAGCUUCUUUGAUUUGGAUUUCCCUUUGCUCUGUAAAAGAAAAACACAAAUCAAACCAGUUUGAAUUCAUUUUAACUUGAAAUAGUUUUGAAUUACAGCAUACUUGGGUAUGUUAUCUAAUGAUUCCAAUCUAAAGAAUUGCUAAAAUGUAAGCUGCCAUUCUAAAUUCCAGGAUCAAGUGUUGGGAACUAAACUGCCCCCUCACAUUUAAGGUGACCUGUUCAAACAAAUGUGAUUAAAUAUUGUCAUUGUAAAUGUAACAGAGGCUGAAAACCAUAUCAAUGUUUUAUGUCAGAUGUGUUUGACUUCUACUCAGUUGAUUGUUUUUCUCUUAUUCUUCCCUUUUUUAGAUGGAUUGCUGAAGAAAUGCUACCAAUCAGUUCAUUUUACAUCUCAAACGAAACUCAAUAAAAAUCUUUUGAGACUAAAGGAAGUGUGUUGUUUUUAGAAUUUCUGGGUUUCUUUGUUUUUCUCUUUUAAGUACAAUUCACCAUUUUUGGUAUAUCAGUACAUCUCACAGAAAAUGAGGUACACGUGGGAUGGAUUUGGGUGUACACAUACUGGUCAUAAAACUUGAAAUCUAUCAUGGUCACCAGGGUACUAUUUGCAUAUCUCUUGUAUAGUAAUAGUAAUAG
This is a messenger RNA of Pocillopora meandrina, 1827 nucleotides long. The record is from the annotation of a GenBank genome assembly. NCBI's taxonomy places the organism in Eukaryota, Metazoa, Cnidaria, Anthozoa, Scleractinia, Pocilloporidae.